Messenger RNA from Liolophura sinensis, 1736 nucleotides. Its product is annotated as COMM domain-containing protein 2-like. The transcript is spliced from 5 exons. Bases 70 to 669 code for a protein of 199 amino acids. The record is from RefSeq and is a predicted model, not a curated record. NCBI's taxonomy places the organism in Eukaryota, Metazoa, Mollusca, Polyplacophora, Chitonida, Chitonidae.
GGCUUCACAAUUCCUGCGUGAUUUACUUACUUACUUUGAUCCUAUUUCUGUGUAUUUGACGGUGUCACAAUGCUUCUGAUGUUGGAAGAUGAGCACAAAGAACAUCUCUCGUUUCUUACUGAUGUAAAUCUAGACGUUGUGAGAGAGUUCUGUCGGAUAUCCUUGGAAUUCAUAAAGAAGGGAACGAACACAAAAGUGUACCAAGGGGCAGCACAAAAACUUGGCGUAUCCCCAGAAAAAGUCCACCAUGGUGUUGAAGGGUUGAUGUAUCUGCUGACAGAGAGCUCCAAGCUCAUGCUGAGCGAAAUUGACUUCCAGGACUCCAUCUUGACGUUAGGAUUCUCAGAGGAGCUGAGAUCCGAGUUGCUGACGAUGUAUUUAGAGAACAGACGGAGCAUCAGAUCCAUCUUGUCUGAGAUGUCCAUGGGCUUGCCUCAUUAUCAUAACUUAGAGUGGAGAUUUGAUAUCAGGUUGGCAAGUCGCUGCCUCAGGUACCAGGUUAAUCCCAUAAUGCUCAUGAAGCUCCACCUGGACAAUGGGGGAAAAAGGGAGACAACUGUACUACAGGCUGACCCUGUCAAUCUUGUUCACUUGACAAAUGUCCUAGAUGGCGCUUUGCAAGAAAUGAAAUCAGCACAUUGUCGGAGGAUAGUACGGAACAUCAAGUGACGAAAAGACAUCGUUGACUUGUGUAUCAUACUUGUUUAUUAUGUAAAUGUAUUAUGUAAAUGUAUUAUGUAAAUGUAUGACUGUUCACACAAUUCCAUUGUAUUCUUGUUCUGUGAAUGCAGCUAACAGAUACCCUUGAGGACAUCAGGGAUCACAAAGCAAUCUUGGACUGAAUACUUCAAAUCACUUUAAAAUUGUUAUCUCUUAUGUAACAGCAUCAAAAUAUUUCACCGUAACGGAAAUUCUUGGUAGGCUAUUGUAAGACAAAUUUCAGCUAAAAUAACCAAAACGGAAAUGAAAAGCUUAAAAUUUGUAAAUUGACUGAAGUCUAAGAUCGCUUCAUGAUACAAGGGCCAGUGAUGUGGCCAAGUCUAAACAGGGCUAUGGGCAUUGCACAGACUCCAUGAUCCCGGGGCCAGUGAUGUGGCCAAGCCUAAACAGGGCUAUGUGCAUUGCACAGACUCCAUGAUCCCAGGGCCAGUGGUGUGGCCUAAACUGAACAAGGCUAUGUGCAUUGCACAGACUCCAUGAUCCCGGGGCCAGUGAUGUGGCCAAGCCUAAACAGGGCUAUGUGCAUUGCACAGACUCCAUGAUCCUGGGGCCAGUGAUGUGGCCAAACCUGAACAAGGCUUUGUGCAUUGCACAGACUCCAUGAUCUCAGGGCCAGUGGUGUGGCCAAAACUGAACAAGGCUAUGUGCAUUGCACAGACUCCAUGAUCCCAGGGCCAGUGGUGUGGCCAAACCUGAGCAAGGCUAUGUGCAUUGCACAGACUCCAUGAUCCCGGGGCCAGUGAUGUGGCCAAACCUGAACAAGGCUAUGUGCAUUGCACAGACUCCAUGAUCCCGGGGCCGGUGAUGUGGCCAAACCUGAACAAGGCUAUGUGCAUUGCACAGACUCCAUGAUCCUGGGGCCAGUGGUGCCAUACUUGUCAGGCCAUACAUUAAAGCGUCAGACUAAUAAACUAAUAUAAUUUAAGAUGUACAGCCCAAAGAGCAGGACUAGAAAAACGACAGUGUGAUAGCUGGCUGAUGGUCACAAGUAACUGGUGAAAUACACCCUCUUGUCA